AUGUCGAUAGCAGCUGUUGCGAAAACGUGGUCAGAUUUUAAGCAGAGAAAAGUGAACGAUAUUUGGACAAUACUGCUUUCCAGGGUGUUCACGGAACCUAACGUAUUCUACGCAUCGUCAACGCUUGUUUUUACACUUCUGUUCUUACUCAUAUUCGCAUAUUAUAAGCUUCGUGGUCUGGCAAAGGAUUACCACAACAUUGUGAUGAUCAAAAGGAAUUUGGAGGCCAUUGCGAAGAGCCGCUUGAAGCGCUAUCUUCUGCAAUCGGCACAGUUCUACUAUUAA
Molecule: messenger RNA, 285 nt
Organism: Babesia bigemina
Lineage: Eukaryota; Apicomplexa; Aconoidasida; Piroplasmida; Babesiidae
Exons: 3
Coding region: 1-285 (94 amino acids)
Source: RefSeq, a predicted model, not a curated record